This is a messenger RNA of Boeremia exigua, 1179 nucleotides long. RefSeq lists its product as uncharacterized. The record is from RefSeq and is a predicted model, not a curated record. The transcript is spliced from 2 exons. NCBI's taxonomy places the organism in Eukaryota, Fungi, Ascomycota, Dothideomycetes, Pleosporales, Didymellaceae. Bases 106 to 921 code for a protein of 271 amino acids.
GUCCAGCAGAAAGUCCGGGCCUGCUACUGACUUUCUUACUUUCUAAGAUUCCCCGAGAGUUUUAUGAAGAGACACUUUGCUGUCUGAGUCACCUGUUCUGUCACAAUGCUUUUCCCAUAUCUCCUCACACUAAUCCUGGUAGCCAGUUCCGCUACUAAUGCUCUUCCUGUUCCCAGGCUCAAUACGCUUGGACUCGACAUGAAUUCUGAUGACUCGCCUCAAGGUUGGGAAUCUCAAAGCAGCACUGUCAUAGUCUCAGAUCGACACUUGCAGCGUAUUGAUGGCGAGCAGAGGGAGAUGAAGAUGAAACGAGAUCAGCAAGACCAUACGGGCACACAAGUAGUACGAUCGAUACCGACUCCGACGUCAUCAAGCCCGAGUCCCACCGCCUCGAUGUCUACCUCGGUAUCAAGGACUCCAAAGGAAGCUGGAAUAAAGGCCAGGCUCCUCAAACUGCUUGCCUCUUCAGUCGACUGGAUCGUCCCAUCCAUCAUGAUGACCUUCUCAGCCGCGGCAAUCCGGCAUCUUCACAACACCCAAAAUGACACAGGUUUGAUGGCCGGCGCGGGAGCGGCAGAAGGAGUCUUUGCGCUCGUCCGGACCGAUGCUACGACCACAACACCGCUCCUCAUCGCCCUCUUCUUGGUCUAUAUCAGCGCUCACAUCGUGUACUGCAGGAUCGUCUGCCACAAGCUUGCCCAAGGCGAGGGCUUCGUCGCCAUCACGGUCAUCGCCGCAACACUUCUGCUAGCGACACUGGUGCAGCUCCCGGGUCUAGUUGAGCUGUGGACGGAGAGCAGCGGACUGCCUAGUCUGUGGACCAUUCUGCCGCUACACAUGGUGUCCGUCUACUUUUGCUCGUUUGCGGUGCGCCUAGGUACGCCGUUCCUCAAGACACCAAGCCGCGACUGUGGAGGAUAGAGAGGCCUCACAGCAAACGCUACUGUUGUCGAGGCCAAUCUUCAAGCAUGUUACGUCUAUACAUACCAUCCCAGAUGCCUGUCUUCAGAUGCUAAGCGCAGCCUUUCGCACGAAUUUCCCUUCCGUUCCAACUCUAGAAUGGUAUCACGGCGUACGGGGGGUAUUCGAAUGUACCUCUUGUCUUCUGGUCGAUUACUAACGUACAAGGGGUAGUUGAUGAUAGUCUAAUCACUGAGAUCUAAACACUUAAUAAACAAC